AUGGCGCUUGAGCUCUUGGCGCAGCAGUACCUGCCCAUCUCCCCGCGGCAUGUGAGCCUCCUGACGACCGACGGUGACAACGGCAACCCCGCCGCGGUGGUUGCCGUGUCGCCAGCCUUUGACGCGUUGAAUCGUGUCUUCUUUAUUGAAUGGGACGACCCGACGAACGCGUCGAGUUUCCGUCUGGCGCACGCGUCGGUGCCAGGCAGCAGCGUCACCGCCCUCGCACUUGUGCUGUCGCCGGAGGGAGUCGUGCACUGUGUCGUGCAGUCCCACACCAAGAAAGGGGGCGCUGCUGCCACGACGUACGUAUUCCGGCGGACCGAGAGCGACGACACGGAUGAUGAGGAGGGCGGUAGCGGUGCAGGAAUCGAUAAAGUGGUGGUUAAGUACAGGAAGUUACCAAAGGCAAUGGAAGAUGAUGGUAGAAGCUGGACGGCAGCCACGCGGCUGUAUCGAGGCAGCAGCGGCGGCGGCGGCGGCAGUGGUCGCAUUGCGGUGGCUUGUGGGGGUGAGCGGGGUGAGGCUAAUGCGCUGAAGAUGCUUCGCUUGUCCGGCACACGUGUGUCGGUACAGCAGACAAUGGAACUGCCUAUGUUGUCCACCUUCCCCCUGCUGCAGGUGCGCGAGAUUGACGGUGACGCGUCCUCCGUGCUGGCACUGUGCCACCACGCCGUCCUCGAGAUCGACCACAGACUGAGGCCUCAGGACAGCGUUGUGCGAGCGUGGAAGUGGACGCCGCACGAUCCCCUCACCUCGUUUGCCGUGAAGGACAACUCCAUCGUGGCGGGCACAGAGGAUGGUGUGCUUGUCGUGUGGGACUUGCGCCUCUCCGCGGUUCGCGAGAAGAGCAGCCACGCGGUGGAUCACAGCACCCCGUGCGGCGCCCCGGUGACGGGGCUGCACAUGCCGCACAGCACGAACAUUGUGUCAUGCCACGCAGAUGGUGCCGUCCUCGCGUGGGAGCGGCGGAGUGCGGCGGGUGGCGCCUUCCGCUUUGCACCGCGCCCCGCCGACGCGUUACCGCCUGUUUUCGUUGGCACUCCUGGCUGCGUUGCCCUCGCCGGUGAGGAGCACCUUGCUGUGGUGGCGGACGAGUCAGGGACACUUAGCGUGUUUGCCACGGCGUAG
Trypanosoma grayi is the source of this 1131-nucleotide messenger RNA. RefSeq lists its product as hypothetical. The coding region runs from base 1 to 1131 and encodes 376 amino acids. Lineage: Eukaryota; Euglenozoa; Kinetoplastea; Trypanosomatida; Trypanosomatidae. The record is from RefSeq and is a predicted model, not a curated record. The transcript has a single exon. Gene Ontology annotation, molecular function: protein binding.